Prunus avium (sweet cherry) is the source of this 1436-nucleotide messenger RNA. NCBI's taxonomy places the organism in Eukaryota, Viridiplantae, Streptophyta, Magnoliopsida, Rosales, Rosaceae. The record is from RefSeq and is a predicted model, not a curated record.
UAUUUCUUCCACAUCAGAUAUCGCUGUCCUCCCCUGCUUUACUCGGGAAACAAACAACCAAAACAAUCUCUCACAUCUUGGGCUCUACUCGUCCCUCAACGAAAGUUCAAUACUUUAGUGCAUGCAUCGAGAUUUCAUGUCCUCUCCCACCAAACCCAUCUCUCUAUUUCUUCACAAAGCUUAAUUCUUCACAGCUUUCUGAGCUUCUCUCUCUGUCUCUGCCUCUCUGAUUGCUCUGUUUGGCUAUGGGUGCUAGUUUCUCUGCUUGCAAAUCAGACCCAGUUGGGGCUUUGCCUUUGCAAUCAAACCCCAGUCUUGGCGAUUUGCCGGAGAGCUGCGCGGCGCUGAUUCUGGGUUAUUUGGACCCACCGGAGAUUUGCAAAUUGGCGAAGCUCAAUCGGGCUUUUCGUGGAGCUUCUUGGGCUGACUUCAUUUGGGAAUCGAAAUUGCCUUCCAAUUAUCAAACUAUUGUUAGAAAAGUGUUCGGUGAUGGUUUGGAAAAUUUGGGUAAGAGAGAUGUUUAUACGAGGCUUUGUCAGCCUAAUUCUUUCGAUGAUGGUACCAAGACAGUUUGGCUGGAUAAAAAUACAGGAUCUGUUUGCUUGUCGAUUUCUUCAAAGGGAUUAGCAAUCACUGGCAUUGAUGAUCGAAGAUAUUGGAAUCAUAUUCAAACUGAAGAAUCUAGAUUGCUGAUGAACGUCCAAGUAUUACGUCGAGUUUCCUUGCUGGAAUUUUCCCAAAUUUUGCAGCGUUGCGUAUCUUCAGCAAAUAUGGUGGUUUGAAGUCGAUGGGGAGGUUGAGUUCCCGUUUCCAGCAGGGACAUACAGCCUAUUCUUUAGGCUGCAGCUAGGACGGUCUUCGCAGAAGAGGUUUGGUCGCCGAAUUUGCAAUACCGAGCAUGUCCAUGGUUGGGACAUAAAACCAGUGAGGUUUCAGCUAUGGACUUCAGAAGGUCACUAUGCCUCGUCCCAAUGCUUUUUAACUGAACCUGGAAAAUGGAACUACUACCAUGUUGGGGAUUUUGUUGUGGAGAACCCCAAUGCAUCAACAAAGAUUAAACUCUCUAUGACCCAGAUUGAUUGCACCCACACCAAAGGUGGCCUCUGUUUAGACUCUGUACUUAUGUACCCUAGUGAAUUUCGAGAAAGGCUAAAGCAUUUUUAAUUUGCGCUUAACCUUUUCAGUUAGGUAGUUCUGUAUUAUAGAAUUAGGCCAUCUUCAGCAGAAAGCCAAUUUAGAUGUAGUGAAUGUCUCCUUGGGGUCAUGUGUGUGUAAGCAAAGAAACGUGUAAAUUCCUUCUCUCUUUGUUUGAUUCGUUUAAUUAGUGUCAGUGGAUUAAGAUUUUGUAUGUCUGUCUGUCUCCAUAGUCAGAGGGGCUUUCUGCCUUGUAUGGGAUUUUGAGAAAUUAAUGAUAGAUAUAUUUACAGUUGAACUUU